AUGAAGCAUCGUGUGAUCUUCCGAAAGUUGGGAAGAAAAACUUCCCACCGAACUGCCAUGCUUAGGAACUUAACCACUUCCCUUAUUGAGCAUGAUAGAAUUCGAACAACGGUUACGCGUGCUAAGGAGGUGAGGCGUGUAGCCGACCAAAUGGUCACACUGGCGAAAAAGGGUACGGAUUAUGCACGUCAGCGUGCUGCUGUGACUGUGAAGACAGAUGAAGCAAUGGAGAAGUUGUUUGAUACAAUAGCAGGACGAUACAAGUUUUUUGUUUUUCUUUUUUACGAUUGCUUCUAGAGAUCGAAAUGGUGGUUAUACGCGUAUUAUGAGAUGUGGUUACAGAGAUGGAGACAAAGCUCCCAUGUGUUAUAUUGAAUUUGUGGAUCGGUAGAUUUUUGAUGGCAUUCUGUGAUAGUAUAGCGAAGGGGAACUGCGUUUAUCCAGAAAAGUUGGGAAUGAGAAAGAGGAAGUGAUAUUCGACA
This is a messenger RNA of Blastocystis hominis, 482 nucleotides long. RefSeq names its product Ribosomal protein L17. The coding region runs from base 1 to 297 and encodes 98 amino acids. The transcript has 3 exons. The record is from RefSeq and is a predicted model, not a curated record. Gene Ontology annotation, cellular component: large ribosomal subunit; ribosome. Lineage: Eukaryota; Bigyra; Opalinata; Blastocystidae. Gene Ontology annotation, biological process: translation. Gene Ontology annotation, molecular function: structural constituent of ribosome.